Molecule: messenger RNA, 786 nt
Organism: Pectinophora gossypiella (pink bollworm)
Lineage: Eukaryota; Metazoa; Arthropoda; Insecta; Lepidoptera; Gelechiidae
Gene: Srp14
Product: signal recognition particle 14 kDa protein
Exons: 4
Coding region: 175-498 (107 amino acids)
Biological process (GO): SRP-dependent cotranslational protein targeting to membrane
Cellular component (GO): signal recognition particle, endoplasmic reticulum targeting
Molecular function (GO): 7S RNA binding; endoplasmic reticulum signal sequence receptor activity
Source: RefSeq, a predicted model, not a curated record
GUCUGUGAUGCAGAUAUAAUUAUUGUGCAAUAUUAUUGUAGGUGUAUGGGGCGCCUAAAACGUAACUCUAUCGAUACUCUACGUAAAAUGCUUGAUUUUCCUAGAGUUCAGCGAAUAUUUUAAAUCAAAAUUACUAAUGAUAAUUAGCUGAAGACACCCACAUAUUCCACAAAUAUGGUUUUAUUAAAUAAUGAUGAGUUUCUCGCCGAGCUUACAAAACUCUUCCAGAAGGCCCGGGCCGCUGGUUCUGUUACCAUGACUAUGAAAAGAUAUGACGGUCGAACUAAACCACAGCCACGUGAUGGAACUCCUGCUGUCAAAAAUCCGGAGUACAAAUGUUUAAUAAGGGCACAAUCCAGUAGCAAAAAAAUCUCAACUGUUGUAGAGCAAAACAAUGUUGAAAGGUUCAGUACAGCUUAUUCAAAUCUGCUCAAAACAAGCGUGAAUGGUUUGAAACGUUUGAAAAAGCCUAAGAAAAAAGCUAUGGCAACUCAGUAAUUUGGUUAAACUGGAGACAAUGUGUCAAGAGACUGUAUACAGUUAAGUGCGCAAGUGUUUGAACAAAAUGUGAACUUUGUGUACCACCAUGGUGUCCUGGCUCGUAGGACGAGGUCCAUUGAAGUGUGCUCUUCUCCCUGAGGAUGGAAGAGUUGGUCUUGCCUGCUGUGCUAGUGGAGCAGCGCAGUUUAGUCACUGACCAUCUGUCCAAUGAACCUAUUUUUUAUAUCCAUACUUUAUAUACUUAAGUUAUAACAUUUUUAAAAUUAAAUAAUUGGUUCAACUGUA